Molecule: messenger RNA, 1791 nt
Organism: Symbiodinium natans
Lineage: Eukaryota; Dinophyceae; Suessiales; Symbiodiniaceae
Source: the annotation of a GenBank genome assembly
AUGGGGAGAAGGAGACCCGACGUCGGCGAUGCGGCGCUCACCAACCUGGCGAAUCGAGGUCCGGCCGACAUCGAGAAGCUUCACUUGAAGGCUGUUCGCCUGACGGAGUUCGUGAUUCUGAACGUUGAAGCCCUGCGCAAGAUCGUCAAAAAGAUGGACAAGCAGUGUGGAACCAGCUGGCAAAAGGUCUUCGUGGAGAGAGACCUGAAAAAGAGCCCGCUUGCCACCAGCUCCGCGCAACCAUUCAAUGGAGAGCGCGCCCGCGCGUGCCGAAGAGCGCUGGAGCAACUCGUGAGUCCGGAAAGGCUUCAGGAAAUGCGGAGCAGAGCCAUGGAAUCGGGAGGCGUUGGGCUUUCGAAGAUGCCAUGGUCUUGGAAGCGGACACUCGUGGCUGUUGCGCUAGCGGGCGCCGCGCUGAAGUGGUCAGCAUUUCGGCUGCCUGGCGAACCCAAGUGUCAGCGGUGCCUUGGGCUGCUGAUCUUCACGAUGCUGAUGUGGGUUCUUGAGGCCGCCCCCUUCGAAGCGACGGCCAUGCUCGUGGCUCCACUCGCAGUGUGCCUCGAUGUCAUGGAAGGCGACAAGCACGAGCAGGCCAAGAUGUUGUUGGCCGCCGUCUUCAACGACUCCUUAUACCUGGUCCUCUCGGGCUUUGUGAUGAGCUCGAUUUUUUCCAAAUGUCAGCUCGAGCUUCGUGCCGCAGCACUUCUGCAGAGUUUGCUGGGGCGCAGGCCAAAGUUCUUCAUGCUGGCCAUCAUGAUCCUGGGCGUGUUUCUAUCAGCACUGCUCUCGAAUGUCACAGCCCCGCUUCUUAUGGUGGAAGUGCUGAAGCCACUCAUAAGGGACUUGCCAACAGACAGCCGCUACUCUCGAGCUCUGCUGUUGGGGCUCGCUUUCUCCUGCAAUGUGGGUGGCAUGAUGACGCCCAUCUCAUCUCCUCAGAACGUCGCGUCGCUGGAGGCCUUGCGGCAGCAUGGCAAGAACAUCACCUGGGGGGAAUGGUUGUGCUUGAGCACUCCAUUCUGCUUCUUGGCUGUGGUGAUAGCCUGGCUCCUGCUUUUGCUCGUGUAUCGCUGGGACAUAUCCGCGGACGAGGCCGACCGCCUAGCCCGCAACGGUGAUAUGUCGUCCCGCGGCAUACCACCUGUGGUUUUCGAUCGGGAGGAGAUGUCUUACGAGAAGCUGAUCCUCUUUGCAGGUGCAGUCGUCACCCUUGGUGCGUUUGCCAGCGCUGAGGCAGCUGCUGCCUUCGGGGGCACAUCUUCCAUCGCACUGCUCUUCGUGGCGAUUUGCAUGGGAACAGGCGGAAUCUCUCGGCAGACAUUCAACUCCUACAGCUGGCACCUGAUGUUUCUCAUCGGAGGUGGUAGUGCUCUUGGUUUGGCGGUGCGGCAGAGCGGCUUGCUGAAACUGGUCACAGAGGUGGUGAGGAGUGGUUUGUCGUCCUCUCCACGGCAGCUGGUGGCAGAGUUGACGCUAGUGCUGGUGGGAGCCACAACGUUUGUUUCACACACCGUUGCUGCACUCGUCCUCAUGCCUUUGGUGGUGGAGUUGGGCCAGGAAGCUGGUGUUGAACGACUGGCAGUGCUGCUUGGGGCGUUUGCUUGCUCGGCAGCCUGUGCACUGCCAAUGACAAGCUUCCCAAACGUGAAUUCCCUCAUCGCAGUCGAUGACCGUGGAAAGCCGUGGCUCUCUGUGAAGCAUUUCCUCAUGGCGGGGAUCCCAACUACCCUCGCAUUCGCUCUGCUUCUGGUCACUGCUGGCUACGAGCUGGGCGUAUGGGUGCUGAGCUGA